Telopea speciosissima is the source of this 390-nucleotide messenger RNA. RefSeq lists its product as uncharacterized. The record is from RefSeq and is a predicted model, not a curated record. The transcript has a single exon. Lineage: Eukaryota; Viridiplantae; Streptophyta; Magnoliopsida; Proteales; Proteaceae. The coding region runs from base 1 to 390 and encodes 129 amino acids.
AUGAAUAAUGUUGCAGGGGUUAUUGCAGAUCCACAACCUUCCUUGCCUCCUGAUUCAAUAUCUGCACAAGCCCAAAAUCAUUUACUUGCAGUGCCUCUCACAAGGACUCACCCAAUGCAACUAAGAUCCAAUCCAAGGCCAUCAACACGUUAUCCUUUGCCAUCUGCCCACUUAAUAGAAGGGCCCAUUGAGGUUGAACCUACUUGUUUCACAGAGGCUGACAAACAUGAUAAGUGGCGGACAGCUAUGGAAACGGAGUUCAAUGCACUGUUAAAAAAUGGAACUUGGAGUUUAGUUCCACCACAGUCCCAUCAGAAUGUAAUUGGAUCUAAGUGGGUGUUUCGAAUAAAAAGAAAAGCAGAUGGUAUGGUUGAGCACUACAAGGCCUGA